GUCCACCAACUUCACACACACACACAAGUUUCACUCCGCUCCUCCACGAGCAGGGAGCCGCGGCAACGAGCUCCACACUCCGACUCACACUGUCUCCUGAGGUUGUUUUUGUUUUUUUUUGUGCGGAUUUAUCCUUUUUUUUUUUCUUUGUUUUUGUUUGGUUGCUCCCCCCCCCCCCCCACACCCCCUCCGGCCCACACUCCUCAGUUUCACGCCGGCGAUGUCUGGAUCGUACAGCAAAAGUUUGUACCCGUUCAGCGGCGAGCAGCACCAGCAGGGACUGACCUUCGAGGCCGGGGAGAUCAUCCAGGUGGUCCAGGCGGUGCCCGGAGGCUGGUGGGAGGGAGAGAAGGAUGGAGUCCGAGGAUGGUUCCCCUCCAGUUAUGUCCAAGUGCUGGAGAGGACGGCAUCUUUGAGUCAACUCCCUGUGGAGGACCUCAGAGACCCCCUGCCUCCCCACUGGCGAUGCUACAUGUCUCCACAAGGGCGGCGAUACUACGUCAACACCACAAGUAAUGAGACGACAUGGGAGAGACCGUCCAGUGUACCUGGUACCCCCAAAGCCUCGAUCCGGCACAAGAACUCCCUGCCAGCAGUCAAUGGAUUUCACCCAGGUGGUAGUCCCGUGCAUCACCUGGAGCAUCCCCACAACAGUCUGGUUAGGAAGAGCAGUACAGAGCCACAGAGCCCGGGAUCAACGUCUCCCACCAGGAAACAGAACAAGGAGACCACGGUCACGAUUAACUGUGUGACGUUCCCGUCGCCUGUAUGCAUGCCCGAACAACAGCUGCUGAAACCAAACGAAUGGAGCUACUGUGACUACUUCUGGACUGAUAAGAAGGAUCCCCAAGGCAACGGCUGCAUCACAGGAUUUGAGGUUCUGCUGCAGAAACAGCUGAAGGGGAAACAGAUGCAGAAGGAGAUGGCCGAGUUCAUACGCGAAAGGAUAAAGAUAGAGGAGGAGUAUGCCAAGAAUCUCUCCAAGCUCUCGCAGAUCCCCCUCGCGGGCCAAGAGGAAGGGACUCUGGGCGAGGCCUGGGCCCAGCUGAAGAAGAGCCUAGCAGACGAAGCUGAAGUUCACCUUAAGUUCUCCUCCAAGCUCCAGAGUGAAGUGGAGAAGCCUCUGCUGACCUUCAGGGAGAACUUCAAGAAGGACAUGAAGCGGUUCGACCACCACAUCGCAGACCUACGGAAGCAGCUGGUUGGACGUUACGCGGCAGUGGAGAAGGCCCGCAAAGCUCUGGCUGACAGACAGAAGGAGCUGGAGUUGAAGACUCAGCAGCUGGAGAUCAAACUCAGCAACAAGAUCGAAGAAGAUAUCAAGAAGGCCCGCAGGAAAUCCACACAAGCAGGAGACGAUCUGAUGCGCUGCGUCGACCUUUACAACCAGUCCCAGUCCAAAUGGUUUGAGGAGAUGGUCACCACAAGCCUGGAGCUGGAGCGGCUGGAGGUGGAGCGGGUGGAGAUGAUCCGACAGCACCUGUGUCAGUACACCACGCUUCGGCACGAGACAGACAUGUUCAACCAAAGUACGAUGGAGCCCGUGGACCAGCUCCUGCAGUGUGUGGACCCGGCCAGAGACCGAGAGCUGUGGGUGCUGGAGAACAAGACUGGAGAGACCAGGCCGGUGGACAUAGAGAUCUGAUCUCAGUGCAGUCUGAGGACACUUUAACCCGAAGAGCACAGGCAGACACGCUGACCCAGAGCCCACAUGCCUGAGGACUAACUGGGAGAUGAACCCCCCCCCCCCGCCCCCGCCACUACUGACCCGUGUGACUCCCAACAGGCUGAGGGGAUGAGCAGUCCCCGGCUCGUCACCUGCCGAGGACCAUGUCAGUGUUUGGGCGACUUAGUGAGAGCCCCAAGGGAUGAAUGAAGCUGUCCAACGGGUCGUUAUUUUCUCUUCUGAACCGGAGCCGUGAGAGUGAAUUCUUUACAACGGGCCACUGAUGAAGGAGCACCAACAGUUAACAUGUGUAGACGUUGUACAGCUUCAUGUCCCGGAUGCUGCUAAGCAAAGUGUUACAUUACUGUGUACCAGAAUGAGGCAAAUGUAUUUCAUUAUAAUAUCAACCAUGUGCAAGUAUUGACCGUUCACUAACCCCCCCCCCCCCCCCCACAAAAAGAUAAGGGUGCCAGAUUUACCUCUCGGAAUUUGAAGAAGUAUUUUGAUCUGUUUUGGAUUUCACACAGAAAGUAAAGAAAAAAGUCUGUUUCUCAUCUCCGUCUGUUGACUGUUGUCAGUCAAAUGACGACUCUUUUAUCUGCAGUUGACUUUUGAAAGUUUCCAAUUUUGUCUUGAAGCGAGAACCCAGUGAAUGGGUCUUAAAUGUGCAAACGAUGGCUUCAUACAUGAUGUUAAAAGACUGAGAUCGAGAUCACGAAAAAAAAAGUCACAAUGAAGUCAGAAAAUGACAUCAUUCAUAUCUGCAUUCUGUAGGAGUAAAGACACAUCCUAAAGUUUAUAUAGAGUGAAAAAUAAUCUGUAUCUUCGGAUAACAAUUAGGCAUUAUUAUCAAAUCAUUUGCCAUAAGGUAUUAAUGACGUAAAUGACAGGAGGAUUGGGUUAUAUACAGCGGGACCAGGUUAUGCAUGACUUAUCUGAUACUUUAAAAUUUUUCCGACUAUUAAUUGUAUUGCUCAAACGAGAGCAAAAUUCAAAAUGCAAAAUUCAAAGCUCGACAGGCCCGGUGCAUCGGGGGUUAGUGAACGGUCAGUUUCUCCGGGCUGACAUAACAAUUCCUGCUACACUUCUUAUCAUCGCUGAGAGAAAGUUUCAUUUCCAUCUGUUGCUUUUACUUCAUUCCCAAUAAUAAGUCACACUCAGCCAAUUGCACUUUAUGCCCAAGUGAUUUGUUUUUCAAAAUAAACAUACUGUAAGUCGCUGUUCGUGUGAAAAGUAUUGUACAGAGAACUUCAUUCUUUCACAUUUUUAUGACUAAUGGAAGUGAGUGUUUUGGCUAUGUGCAGCGUGGCCUGGUGUAAAUAUACGAGAUGUGUGAUUUGCUGGCGGACGGAGCGAAGGAUGUAAAACACAACAAACGGGAGAAUCUUACACAAAGACGUGAUUAUACAGACAUUUGGUACUGAUAAUAUAUGAAAUAUACAAAGUGUUUUAUAUACAACAGAAAAUGACAGACCCCCCGUGAUUAUUCUACAGCUUUGGGAAAUAUGAGUCAGUUUCUUUGGUUGGCUUCCGUGUGCUGCUGCCCGCAGAAGCUAAACGUUGUGCAAAGUGCUCUUUUACUACCACGUCUUAUCCAGUAUUACUGCCUAGUAUUACUUGACCACUGAGAGACGGGGACCGGGAAGUUUUUGUACAUUAACAGCUUAAAGUUGGCAUAUUUCAUUAAUAAAACAUAAAUAUCACAAUGUCA
Scophthalmus maximus (turbot) is the source of this 3377-nucleotide messenger RNA. It is a transcript of the gene gas7b, whose product is annotated as growth arrest-specific 7b. Lineage: Eukaryota; Metazoa; Chordata; Actinopteri; Pleuronectiformes; Scophthalmidae. Gene Ontology annotation, molecular function: actin filament binding. The transcript has 14 exons. Bases 221 to 1645 code for a protein of 474 amino acids. Gene Ontology annotation, cellular component: actin filament; cytoplasm; plasma membrane. Gene Ontology annotation, biological process: actin filament polymerization; neuron projection morphogenesis. The record is from RefSeq and is a predicted model, not a curated record.